Messenger RNA from Brettanomyces nanus, 1647 nucleotides. RefSeq lists its product as uncharacterized. The transcript has a single exon. Bases 1 to 1647 code for a protein of 548 amino acids. Gene Ontology annotation, cellular component: membrane. Gene Ontology annotation, biological process: amino acid transport; transmembrane transport. Lineage: Eukaryota; Fungi; Ascomycota; Pichiomycetes; Pichiales; Pichiaceae. The record is from RefSeq and is a predicted model, not a curated record. Gene Ontology annotation, molecular function: transmembrane transporter activity.
AUGAAGCUCUCUAAAGUGUCCAUAGAUAAAGAUGCUGCCAACUUGGCCAAUAUGGGCUAUAAGCAGGAGUUUUCUAGAAACUACGAUUUCCUAUCGACGUUUUCGUUCGCUCUUUCCAUCUCCGGUUUAAUGGGAACCAUAUCCAUCACAUAUCUUUACCCUUUGUGGUCAGGAGGUCCUGCUGCAGGUGUUUGGUGCUGGUUCAUUGGCUCUCUAGGAUGUCUUUGUAUAGCCUGGUCUGUGGCUGAAAUAACGUCAUGUUUCCCUACUUCCGGUGGAAUGUACUACGUUAUCACUCAUGUCGUUCCUAAGAAAUACGUUCCUUUACUCUGCUGGAUUGAUGGAUGGCUCUAUUUUACCGGGGCUUUGGCUGGUGCUUGUUCUACUGAUUUUGGUGCUUCUACUUUGCUCUUACAGACCAUUGCUAUGCAUACAGAUUACAGCUACAUUCCUACCAGAGGACAUAUUACGGCUGUGACUAUCUUGGUCAUUAUCUCGCAUGCUCUUAUCAACUCUCUACCGGGAGAGGCCUUGUCUAAAGUCACCAAAUACUACUGUAUCGUCAAUAUCGGUACCACUUUGGCUCUUAUAAUCACUCUUUUGAUCAAAUGUCCUCAGAUUAAUACGGCCAAAUUCACUUUCACCACUGUAAUCAACAAUACCGGUUGGUCUUCCGAUGGUUGGGCCUUUUUAUUUGGAUUUUUACAGGUUUCUUGGGUCAUGACGUGUUAUGAUGCCACUUCAAGAAUGUCUGAGGAGGUUAGAGACGCUGCCUACAGAACUCCUUUGGCUAUUGCUACUGCUCUUACCACUACCGCUGUUCUUGGCUGGAUCUUGUGUAUUGCUAUUACUCUUACUAUGGGUACUAACGUCACAGAAAUCCUUAACGGUGUCUCUGGACAGCCAAUUGUCGAGAUUUAUCAGUAUGCAAUGGGUAAAACCGGUGCGACUGCAUUCUUGGCAUUGGCCUUUGUCAUCAACUGGUUCACGGGUGCCGUGGCUAUGUGCUAUACCUCUCGUUCUCUAUGGUCCUUUUCUAGAGAUAAGGGUUUACCAUACUCUAAAUUCUGGUACCAUCUAACGGAGAAGACAGGCGUCCCUACUCGUUGUGUUUGGCUUGUCUGUAUAAUCAACUCUCUUCUUACGCUCAUUAAUUUGGGCUCUACUAUUGCCAUGAAUGCGGUGUUUUCUGCUUGUGCCAUCUGUACCGACUGGUCCUACAUCCUAGUUAUUGGAGCCUUUGCACUUAACGACAAAAAGAUGGGUGUUGUUAGAGGCCCAUUUCAUAUGGGAAGAGUCAGUCCCUACGUCAUGUACUAUGGCUGUGUUUGGACGGUGUUUGUGUCGAUCGUUUUUGUUUUCCCCAACUAUAUGCCUGUUACCAAGGAAGAUAUGAACUAUACAGUGGUCAUUCUUGGUGCAGUGUUUAUUCUCGCAGGUGGCUGGUACGCUUUCGAUGCUAAACACUGGUAUAGAGGUCCUGUUUCUAACGUUGAUGCUGAAUACACCACGGAAAUUCACCAGAUGUUCAGUAAGGGGGAGCAGAGUUCUUCUGAUACAUUCGGAAAUGAACUGAGCAGAGAGCAUAAGAAGGGUUCUGUCAAGGUGGAUAAUGUCAGUGUUAGUUCUGUUACCGCAAGCGAAUAG